CCAGCAUUCAGGUGCAAGCCUACGUGACAUAUGCAUAGCUUUUUUGUGUCUAGCGAGCGCCACUGAUUUUGCUUCAAGAUGCAGUCUGAAUUAGAAUUGAGAAAAUACAGUGUCCAAUUUUUACAGCUGAUGCUGAAAGAAGCAAAUAAGGUGAUCCACGACGAGAGUAAGCAACAGGAACUUAGGGAGAGAGCCCAAGAGGAGAAGGAAAAGCUUGAGAGGGAGUUAGAGGUCCGAGCAGGUCUAGACGAGAUCAAGAGGAUGCACACCAGAGCUCUUAAUGAUCUGUAUAUUAGUGGAGACAACGCAUUCGAGCGACGUUUGUAAAUGUUUAGUGCAUUUUCAAAUAUAUGGAGUUAAAGUCAUUUGAUUAAUAGAUUAUUUUCAGAUGUACA
Molecule: messenger RNA, 395 nt
Organism: Acanthoscelides obtectus
Lineage: Eukaryota; Metazoa; Arthropoda; Insecta; Coleoptera; Chrysomelidae
Source: the annotation of a GenBank genome assembly